ACUCUAAAGUCUAAACCCAGGAACCAAUCGUAAAUUCAAUUUUUUCCAUAUUUAAAAAAAAAAGGGGAAAAUUCCCUCUGGUCGGUUACUGUCACCGGAGAAAUCACAGAACCACCGUCUCCGAUGGCAACUACGGCGAUUGCUCCACCGUCGCACCUCUCCGUUCACCUCCUCCGUGCUCCUCUUUCCUCCCGCCGCCGCGUCGUGAGGUUCUCCUCCGAGACUCGGACCCGCCGGAGAUUCGCCGGGUUGGCGGUAACCCGGGCGGUAGCUGGGCCGGAUCUUCUGGGUGAUUUCGGGGCGAGAGACCCGUUUCCGGAGGAGAUAGCGAGCAAUUUCGGAGAGAAAGUUCUAGGGUGUACGGACACCGAGCACAAGAUCCUGAUACCCAACGCCUCUGCUCUGUCUCUGUCGCAGCAAACGUGUUCCCCUGUUUCUCCAUCGCAGCCUCCCAUGUCGGUCGGUGAAGCCAAGGAGCUUCUCAGGAAGGUUCUCGGUUGGAGAUUAUUGGAAGAAGAAGGGGGGCUUAAAAUGCAGACGACUUGGAAGGUGAGGGAUUCGGCUUGCGGGGCCGAACUGAUGAACAGGAUUCAGAAGGUGGCUGAAGCUGCUGGCCAUUGCCCUGCCCUCCAGUUCCACGAGCCCAACCAGGUUCAAGCUAUUCUCUGGACUUCUUCCAUCGGAGGGUUGAGCAUGAACGACUUCAUAGUUGCAGCCAAGAUAGAUGAGAUAAAGACUUCAGAUCUUGCCCCAAGAAAACGAGCUUGGGCAUGACACGUGGCAUGUUUUUUUUUUGUAUCAUUAUUAUUGGUGGAUGAUUUGAUAUCCUUUUUGUUACUGCCAAUUUUUAAUGUAUGGAAUCCUUUUUCCAUUUCAAUCCCUUAUGGCAAAAUUUUCAUCAUGACCUCA
This is a messenger RNA of Tarenaya hassleriana, 909 nucleotides long. RefSeq names its product putative pterin-4-alpha-carbinolamine dehydratase 1. The transcript is spliced from 3 exons. The coding region runs from base 124 to 774 and encodes 216 amino acids. Gene Ontology annotation, biological process: tetrahydrobiopterin biosynthetic process. Gene Ontology annotation, cellular component: plastid. Gene Ontology annotation, molecular function: 4-alpha-hydroxytetrahydrobiopterin dehydratase activity. NCBI's taxonomy places the organism in Eukaryota, Viridiplantae, Streptophyta, Magnoliopsida, Brassicales, Cleomaceae. The record is from RefSeq and is a predicted model, not a curated record.